AUGAAGCCCCGGGACCUGCUGGAGCGGAUCAGGCGGCCCUUCGCCUCCCGCCGCGGGUCGUCGGCGUCGGCGCGGCGGGAGGAGGAGGACCUGGAGGCCAUCGCGGCGCGGGAGCAGCGCGCGUUCCGGUACGAGGCGCUGGCGGCGGCCACGCGCAACUUCUCGGAGAAGCAGAAGCUCGGGCAGGGCGGGUUCGGCCCCGUCUACCUGGGCCAGCUCCCCGACGGCCGGGACGUGGCCGUCAAGCGGCUGGGCGCCGGGUCCAGGCAGGGCGCGCGGGAGUUCAAGAACGAGGCCAACCUGCUGUCCCGCGUCCAGCACCGCAACGUCGUCAACCUGCUCGGCUACUGCGCCCACGGCGCCGACGAGAAGCUGCUCGUCUACGAGUACGUCCCCAACGAGAGCCUCGACAAGAUCCUCUUCUCCGCCGCCGCCCCGCCGCCCACCGCCACCGGCAGCAGCAGCGACGGCCACAGGCCAUUGCGGGCGGAGCUGACGUGGCCGCGGCGGCUGGAGGUGGUGGUGGGCGUGGCGCGGGGGCUGCUGUACCUGCACGAGGACGCGCACACGCCCAUCAUCCACCGCGAUAUCAAGGCCAGCAACAUCCUCCUCGACGAACGCUGGGUCGCCAAGAUCGCCGACUUCGGCAUGGCCCGCCUCUUCCCGGAGGCCGGCGACGGCCGCUCCCACGUCCAGACCCGCGUCGCCGGCACCAACGGCUACAUGGCGCCCGAGUACCUCAUGCACGGCCACCUCUCCGCCAAGGCCGACGUCUUCAGCUUCGGCGUCCUCGUCCUCGAGAUCCUCUCCGGCCGCAAGAACUCCUCCUUCAUCCCGCCGCCUCGAUCCAGCGCCGACAACCUCCUCGAUUACGUAUGCCUGGAAGCUGUACAAGGAGGAGCGCAGCAUGGAGCUGCUGGACCCGUCGGUGAAGUCGUCGGCCGCGCCGGACCAGGUGCUCAUGUGCGUCCGCAUCGGGCUGCUGUGCGUGCAGGCGGACCCGCGGCUGCGGCCGGACAUGAAGCGCGUGGUGAUCAUCCUCUCCAAGAAGCAGAGCACGCUAGAGGAGCCGACGCGGCCCGGGGCGCCCGGGUCGCGGUACCGGAGGAGGGCGCACGGCCUGCGCAGCUCGUCGCAGUACUCCGACGGGUCGUCGUCGGGCACGACCCCGUCGACGUCGCAUGCGUCCGCGUCCGCGUCGGCAUCGGCAUCGGCGUCGAACGCGAUGACGACGUCGAGCACGCGCACCUUGCGGAGCCGGGGGCUCCCGUCGCAACGGGAAGAGCAGGAGUUGCCCAACGACAGCUGAAGCCUGACUGCCUGAAGCUCACUGUAGAUAUGUCCAUUCUUUUUCGUCUCGUCUCUUUUCGUGUCUGCUCGGAGAUUCUAGACUAG
Molecule: messenger RNA, 1395 nt
Organism: Triticum turgidum subsp. durum (durum wheat)
Lineage: Eukaryota; Viridiplantae; Streptophyta; Magnoliopsida; Poales; Poaceae
Source: the annotation of a GenBank genome assembly